AUGGCUCCUAAAUAUGGGAUUAAUACUAGACUUGUUAAAGUUGUGAAUGACGAUCAUAACAAGGCAUCGAUUCCACCAAUUUAUCAAUCUACGACAUUCAAGGCAGACUCGAUUGAUGGGUUUUCAAACUCCAAAUACGAUUACACAAGAUCCGGCAAUCCGACCAGAACUGUAUUGCAGAAACAUCUAGAAUCGAUCUUUGAUUGUAAGUUUGCAUGGGCUGUUAAUUCUGGCAUGGCAUGUCUUGAUGUUAUUUUAAGUGCUCACGUUAAACCUGGUGAAGAGGUUAUUGCUGGUCAGGACUUAUAUGGUGGUUCUGAUAGAUUACUUCAUUUCUUUGAAAAGAAAUCAAACUUGGUUAUUAAGCAUUAUGAUACUACUAACUUGUCAUUGAUGAAGAAAGUCAUAACUCCUAAAACUAAGCUUGUGUUGUUGGAAUCUCCAACUAACCCUUUAAUCAACGUUGUCGACGUUAGAGCAAUCACCGAUCAUGCCCAUAAGGUCAAUCCAGACUGUGUUGUUGUUUUUGACAAUACUAUGAUGACUCCACUGUUGAUGUCUCCAUUAGAAUUGGGGGUGGAUAUUCAAUACGAAUCAGCAACAAAGUAUUUGAAUGGACAUCAUGAUAUAAUGGCCGGUGUUCUGGCCACCAACAACGAAGAGAUUGCGAAGAAACUAUUUUACGUUAUAAAUGCAACUGGUUCUGGCUUGGCACCUUUUGACUCUUGGUUGCUAAUUAGAGGUUUGAAAACCUUGUCGAUUAGAUUAGAGAGAGAACAAGAAAAUUGUAGGAAACUAGCAAACUACUUGGUCUCCAAAGGCUUUAAGGUUAGAUAUACCGGUUUAAAGGAUCAUCCUCAAUAUGAUUUGCAUAAUAGCCAAUGUAGAGGUCCAGGUGCUGUAUUAUCGUUUGAAACGGGUGAUCUCAACUUCUCUUCGACAAUUAUUGAACAUUGUGAAAUUUUCUCUACAACUGUUUCAUUUGGCUCGGUCUCAUCUCUUAUCUCCCUACCUUUGAGAAUGUCACACGCAUCGAUUGACCCUUCUGUUCUGGAAGAUAGAAAUUUCCCUCAGGAUCUAAUUAGAAUCUGUACGGGUAUUGAAGAUAUCGAAGAUUUAAUCAAUGAUUUGGAUAACGCUAUUAGAAUCGCAACUCGAAAGUGUAAUGCUAAGUUAUAG
Pichia kudriavzevii is the source of this 1179-nucleotide messenger RNA. RefSeq lists its product as uncharacterized. Gene Ontology annotation, cellular component: cytoplasm. The transcript has a single exon. Lineage: Eukaryota; Fungi; Ascomycota; Pichiomycetes; Pichiales; Pichiaceae. Gene Ontology annotation, molecular function: pyridoxal phosphate binding. The coding region runs from base 1 to 1179 and encodes 392 amino acids. The record is from RefSeq and is a predicted model, not a curated record. Gene Ontology annotation, biological process: 'de novo' L-methionine biosynthetic process; transsulfuration.